Messenger RNA from Ostrea edulis (European flat oyster), 1408 nucleotides. Its product is annotated as beta-1,3-glucan-binding protein-like. Gene Ontology annotation, biological process: carbohydrate metabolic process. Bases 33 to 1364 code for a protein of 443 amino acids. The record is from RefSeq and is a predicted model, not a curated record. Gene Ontology annotation, molecular function: hydrolase activity, hydrolyzing O-glycosyl compounds. Lineage: Eukaryota; Metazoa; Mollusca; Bivalvia; Ostreida; Ostreidae. The transcript has 12 exons.
GGGACGUUCGAAGAGGCAAAAUAGGGUUAACAAUGAGAGUGAUAGGCUUUCUGCUAUUGCUCGCUGUAGCGAUAUCUUCCGAACAAUUCUAUCCCGAAGUCUCUAUCACUGGGGAGUCGGGACUGAGGCUGGGACUUGUCGAUAAGGACGGCAUAUCUCAUGUAAUCUACACAGUCCGCGCCAAAAAUGGAGAGAGGAUUUACCGAGUGGAGGACAAGAAUGAUGACGAUAUAUGGGAGUUGGUGGAUAUUGAUGCCAACGCUCAGACUGGAGACCUAAUAGAAUACAAGACUUCUGUUUUGUUUCACAACGAAUGGAUCGACUCUGAAUGGACCAAAGUUAUCCUUAUCCCCAGAGAUCUGAUGAUUCCCAGAAAGAGCAAGAGGUCAUACACAGUAUUUAGAGACGAUUUCAAUUCCUUCAACAAAGAUUCUUACACAACAGAAGUCAGCUCAUGGGGAGGCGGUAAUGGGGAGUUCCAGGUCUACACGCCGGAGUACAAUAACCUGCACACAGCGAAUGGAUAUUUGUACAUGAAACCGACGUUAACCGUCGACCAUCCAUCGUUUGACAAUGGUAAAUUGUACAAUGGAAGAAUGGACUGCAAUGGUCUUUGGCAUGCAUGCACAAAUGGAGUGAACUGGGGUUGUGACAGAACGGCUUUCGGACAGGAAAUUCUCCCGCCGAUUAUGUCGGGCAAAUUGACAUCACACGCCGCUAUCAAAUAUGGAAGAGUGAACGUUCGUGCGAGAAUCCCAAAAGGAGAUUGGAUUUGGCCAGCUAUAUGGAUGUUGUCACGUGAUCGUCAUUACGGAGGUUGGCCUAGAUCUGGUGAAAUCGACAUUAUGGAAUCCAAGGGAAAUAUUCGAGCAGUGGAAGGUGGUUCUAACCAUGGAGUAAGUUACAUUGCCUCCACGUUACACUGGGGUCCAGAUUCUAACCACAACGCCUGGUACCUCACCCACAACGGAAAACAUGCCAAUGGUGGAGACUGGCACGGAUGGCAUACCUACUCAGUGGAUUAUACAGAUCGCCAUAUCAUAACAUAUGUUGACAAUCAGGAAAUUUUGCGUGUUGAUACACCACACCAGGGCUACUGGAAUUGGGCUCAUUUCUCAGGAAACAACAUCUGGGGAAGUCACCAUAACGCACCAUUUGAUCAAUAUUUCCAUCUUCUGUUGAACGUGGCAGUAGGGGGUGGUUAUUUCGGUGACAACGCCCAAUAUAACACACCCAAACCCUGGCAUGGCGGUUCCUCUCACCCAAUGAGGGACUUCUGGGAGCAUAAGGGUGACUGGUUACCCACAUGGCACGGUGACGAUGUGGCUAUGUUGAUUGACUAUGUAGAAAUGAUUCAGUACUAGUAAUUCUGUUCAUGUGUAGGAUAUUAAUAUAUAUGAAUUAUGAU